Phytophthora nicotianae INRA-310 is the source of this 540-nucleotide messenger RNA. RefSeq lists its product as hypothetical. The record is from RefSeq and is a predicted model, not a curated record. The transcript has 4 exons. The coding region runs from base 1 to 540 and encodes 179 amino acids. NCBI's taxonomy places the organism in Eukaryota, Oomycota, Peronosporomycetes, Peronosporales, Peronosporaceae.
AUGCACUCGCGACUGACGUGGCUUUUGCUUUUGAAGGUGGCGCUGCCCAAGGUGCAUCAGGUCUCGGCAGGAUGUUUGCCUGAUCAAGUGAAGGCUUGUCGGAUGGACUGCCCCGUGCAGUACCAAGACCCGCGGCGUUACCUCUGUCCUUGCUACAGUAAAUUGGGCCAGUGUCUGGUGCGUAUCGGCUGCAGUAUGAAGCAGCGAGUGGACGUUGCCGCAUUCUGCUCGCGGCGCGGGUACUGCAAGGACGGCUACUGCAACUUCCGCGCUGGAGACCUCACGCCGAGAGGUGAUACCCGCCCAGAGGUGUUCGAGCUUACGUCAGUGAAGACACCUGGCACGCCCUGCAUCGACAACUGCUGCCCCACUUGGACUAACUGCUCGCAGGACUCCACAAUGCUGGCCUUGCGGAGCCCCGGUCGAGUUUAUCGACAAGAGGAGCUACUGCUACCACCACGAGAGGGCGACCCCAGACUGGGUGUGAACCAAAACUACGACCGCAUGCCGUACAGUAUCCCGCUUGCGAAUCUGCCGUAG